Molecule: messenger RNA, 528 nt
Organism: Brassicogethes aeneus
Lineage: Eukaryota; Metazoa; Arthropoda; Insecta; Coleoptera; Nitidulidae
Source: the annotation of a GenBank genome assembly
AUGACUUUAAAAACUAGUAAUACAAAAAAAGAUAAAAACUCCGAUUUAAUAACGAAAAAAGAAGAUGCCAUAUCAGAUAAGACCUACCUCACCAAGGAGGUGGAAACUUCCAUAAGUCUUCUGGAAAGUCGGGAAAACGCUGUGGUUUUUGAAUCCUUGCUUUUCCUAUCGAAAUAUGGAGACCUCAAGGAAGAAAACCUUGUGAAACUUCAGAAAAACGGUCUUGCGUGUAAAAUUUUGAGCCUUCUGAAGAGAAACGUGUGCAUACUAAGGAUGUCGUUAAGAUUGCUGGGGAUUUUGCUCAGAAUGGAUGCCACGGUUUUCGAAUUGGACCAGGAUAUAUACGAUGAACAAAUAUUGAAAAUCAGCAGUAUGUACACCUCUCAUCCAGACGAAUUCGUCAAGCAAUUUUGCUUUCCAAUAUUGUCCCGACUUGCCACCUCCAAUAGAAUAACAACUUUGAUAUUCAAAGCGGAUUUAUUCACGCCAAUUUUUGAGACGUUGGAAAAAGCGAGAAGGUUGAAUUGA